AUGGGUAUGGGGGAUUGGAUAGAGGGCCCCUCUGCACCCAGCGGCGGCAACACGGGCAAGAAGAUCGUGUGCUACUUCACCAACUGGGCGCAGUACCGCCAGGGUGAUGGCAAGUUCCUGCCGGAGGACAUUGACCCGACGCUGUGCACGCAUAUUAUAUACGCAUUCGGGUGGAUGAAGAAGCACAAGCUGUCCAGCUUCGAUGCCUCCGACGACACCAAGAACGGAAAGAAGGGCCUCUACGAGAGGGUCAUUGACCUCAAGAAGAAGAACCCAAACCUCAAGGUCCUUCUCGCCGUUGGCGGCUGGUCGUUCGGGACUCAGCGGUUCAAGGAGAUGGCGUCCAACAGCUACAAUCGGCGGCUGUUCAUCUUCAGCGCGCUGAACUUCCUGCGCAGGCGCAAGUUCGAUGGCCUCGACCUCGACUGGGAGUUCCCGCGUGGCAAUGAGGACAAGAAGAACUUCGUCGAACUAGUCAAGGAUGAACUCUUGGAAGCGGUGCGGGAACUAAUUUCAAAAAGUGGGGCUGUGGCGUUUCAGAACGAGUGCAGAAUUCGACCACAGUCUUUCCUGGAACUUCUCAGCUUCUGCUAA
Messenger RNA from Rhipicephalus sanguineus (brown dog tick), 594 nucleotides. RefSeq names its product chitotriosidase-1-like. Bases 1 to 594 code for a protein of 197 amino acids. Gene Ontology annotation, molecular function: chitin binding; hydrolase activity, hydrolyzing O-glycosyl compounds. Gene Ontology annotation, biological process: chitin catabolic process; carbohydrate metabolic process. Gene Ontology annotation, cellular component: extracellular region. Lineage: Eukaryota; Metazoa; Arthropoda; Arachnida; Ixodida; Ixodidae. The record is from RefSeq and is a predicted model, not a curated record. The transcript is spliced from 4 exons.